Molecule: messenger RNA, 5073 nt
Organism: Notolabrus celidotus (New Zealand spotty)
Lineage: Eukaryota; Metazoa; Chordata; Actinopteri; Labriformes; Labridae
Gene: fmnl3
Product: formin-like 3
Exons: 26
Coding region: 438-3620 (1060 amino acids)
Biological process (GO): regulation of cell shape; cortical actin cytoskeleton organization; cell migration
Cellular component (GO): cytosol
Molecular function (GO): actin filament binding; small GTPase binding
Source: RefSeq, a predicted model, not a curated record
UCAGGAUCACACAACAAUAAUGAAUGGAAACACGUCGUAGCCAAGAAAGUUCAGCAGUAAAAGUAACUGUUUGUCGGCAUUUCAAAGUUUUCUCUCGUGAGUGGAAAUCUGUUGUAAGUAAUGGAUUGGCUUGGCACAUUUAAAAUUACUUUCUGGAGGACAAGGCAGCUGUUUUUUGAUUGUUUCUUUUGAAAGUAAGUUUUUGAAAGGAAAACUAAACGCGAUGGUAACUGUAAAUGGCAUGUAUGGUCAGUAACACGAGAUUACUUCACUGUCAGCUGUUUAUCUCCAGAAGUGGACGACUUGGAUUAAUACGUUUAUGAAAUUGUUGGACUACUUUUGAGAGUUUUGAUUGUCUGACCUGGAUUAUCAUCACUAAAAGACGCUACAGGAUUUACAGAGUGGACUAGAGAGGAUUACAGCACAUCUGGGACAAAAUGGGUAAUAUAGAAAGUGUGGACGGCCAGUCGGAGAUGAAGCAUCACAUUAUGCCUCUGAAGGUACCCAUGCCUGACCCCACCGAGCUGGAGGAGAAGUUUGCCAUUGUUUUGAAUUCUAUGAACCUGCCGCCAGACAAAGCCCGCCUCCUCAGACAGUAUGACAAUGAAAAGAAGUGGGACCUGAUCUGCGACCAGGAGAGAUUUCAGGUAAAGAAUCCACCUCACACCUACAUCCAGAAGCUACGAGGAUACCUAGACCCUGGAGUCACACGAAAGAAGUUUCGCAGGCGGGUGCAGGAAUCUACAAAAGUCUUAAGGGAGCUGGAGAUCUCGCUGAGAACAAACCACAUCGGGUGGGUCAGGGAGUUCCUCAAUGAUGAAAACAGAGGUCUUGACGUCCUGGUGGAGUACCUCUCCUUUGCCCAGUGUGCUGUCAUGUUGAAUUUUGAGGGGCUGGAGAAUGGGGAGGAUGGAUACUUGGACAAGGCUAAAUCUUGGAGCAGGUCCAUUGAGGAUCUGCACAGUAUGGGCACCCAACCCUUCUGCAACACACUGGUGCGCUCAGCCCGCCAGUCUGUCCUUCGCUAUGGCACUGUUUCCAACAGCAAAACCAUCAAGAACUCUCGCCUCGUGAGCCAAAAAGAUGAUGUGCAUGUGUGCAUCAUGUGCUUGAGAGCUAUCAUGAACUACCAGUACGGCUUCAAUAUGGUCAUGUCUCACGCGCACGCAGUCAAUGAAAUUGCUCUCAGCUUGAACAAUAAGAACUCACGGACAAAAGCGUUGGUCCUGGAGCUGCUGGCCGCCGUCUGUCUCGUCCGAGGAGGUCACGAGAUCAUCCUCUCAGCAUUUGACAACUUUAAAGAGGUUUGUAAGGAGAAGCAUCGCUUUGAGAGACUAAUGGAGUACUUCCGCUGUGAGGAGGGAAACAUUGACUACAUGGUCGCUUGCAUGCAGUUCAUCAACAUUGUGGUCCACUCGGUGGAGGACAUGAACUUCAGAGUCCAUCUGCAGUAUGAAUUCACCAAGCUGGGACUGGAUGAUUACCUAGAGAAAUGCAAACACACGGAGAGUGACAAGCUUUCGGUGCAGAUCCAGGCCUACCUGGAUAACGUGUUUGACGUGGGUGGCCUGCUGGAGGAUGCAGAGACGAAGAAUGCAGCUCUGGAAAAGGUGGAGGAACUGGAGGAGCACCUGUCCCAUGUGACGGAGAAGCUGCUGGAGGUGGAGAAUGAAACAAUGAUGAAAGUGGCUGAUCUGGAGAAGAUAGUCAUUCAGAAAGAUAAGGACCUGCAUGUGAUACGGGAGACAUAUGAGUCAACCAACACCCAGGUUAACACCCUGAGGAGGAUGAUAAAAGAGAAGGAUGCUGCCUCCCAGAGACACUUCAACAUCGAGAGGCGUCUGCUGGAACUGGAGCAGCAGGGCACCAUCCGUCUGCACAAGAAGCCUGACGGAGACAUCACCAUCGAGCCUCUUGGUGUCGGAGGAUCGGGCGGAGUAGGAAGUGGCCUUGGCAUCCCACUGGGAAACAUCGGGCAGCUGUCUUUGGGUUCAACAAUCGGUUUAACAGAACCAGGAGGAGCGGACACCAGUUUACCACCAGCAAGUGAAGCACCUCCCCCUCCUCCCCCACCUCCACCGCCUCCACCACCUCUUCCCUCCACCUCAGGCCCAUGUGCACCGAUCCCACCACCUCCUCCUCUUGCUCCACCUCUGCCAGAUGCUUGUCCUUCUCCCUCUGUAAUCCUUAGUCUGGGUCUCUCAGCUAUCAGAAUCAAGAAGCCCAUCAAGACCAAGUUCCGCCUGCCUGUGUUUAACUGGACAGCCUUGAAACCCAAUCAGAUCAAAGGCACAGUCUUCAACGAGAUCGAUGAUGAACGGGUGCUAGAGGAGCUGGAUCUGGAGAGGUUUGAGGAGAUGUUUAAGACCAGAGCCCAGGGUCCCAUAGUGGAUAUCACCUGCACAAAGAGCAAAGUAGCCCAGAAAGCCGUGAACAAAGUCACACUUCUGGACGCCAACCGCUCUAAGAACUUGGCGAUCACGCUGCGCAAGGCUAACAAGACCACAGAGGAGAUCUGCAAAGCAAUAGAGAAGUUUGACCUGAAGGCCUUACCUGUGGACUUUGUGGAGUGCCUGAUGCGUUUCCUGCCCACCGAGUCAGAGGUGAAGGUGAUGCGUCAGUAUGAGCGUGAGCGACGUCCACUGGACCAGCUUGCAGAGGAAGAUCGCUUCAUGUUAUUGUUCAGCAAGAUUGAGAGGCUCACACAGAGAAUGAACAUCAUCACCUUUGUGGGGAACUUCUCGGACAACAUCAACAUGCUCACACCACAGCUUAACGGAAUCAUUGCUGCUUCAGGAUCAGUGAAAUCCUCACCAAAGUUAAAGAAAAUGCUUGAGAUCAUCUUGGCCUUGGGAAACUACAUGAACAGCAGCAAGCGAGGCUGUGUUUAUGGCUUCAAAUUACAAAGUCUAGAUCUGCUGCUGGACACUAAGUCUACAGACAGGAAGAUGACGCUGCUCCACUACAUAGCUCUAAUUGUGAAAGAGAAGUACCCUGAGCUUGCCAACUUCCACAAUGAGCUGCACUUUGUGGAUAAAGCUGCUGCAGUAUCCUUGGAAAACGUGCUGCUGGAUGUUCGAGAGCUGGGGAAAGGUAUGGACCUGAUCCGCAGAGAGUGCAGCCUGCACGAUCAUUCGGUCCUGAAAGGCUUUGUGCAGGCCAGCGACACACCACUGGAAAAGCUGCAAAAAGAUGCCAAGACAGCAGAGGAAGCCUUUAACAAUGUGGUGAACUACUUUGGAGAGAGUGCCAAGACGACUCCACCCUCAGUGUUCUUCCCAGUGUUUGUGCGCUUCAUUAAGGCCUACAAGGAUGCAGUGGAGGGAAACGAACAGAGGAAAAAGCAGGAGCAAGCAAUGAGAGAGAAAUUGCUGGCUCAGGAGGCUAAACAGCAUGACCCCAAGGUCCAGGCUCAGAAGAAGAGGCACCAACAGCAGGAGCUGAUUGCAGAGCUGCGCAAGCGUCAAGCCAAAGACCACCGACCCGUGUACGAGGGCAAGGACGGCACUAUUGAAGACAUCAUCACAGUCCUGAAGAGCGUGCCCUUCACAGCCCGCACUGCUAAACGCGGCUCACGGUUCUUCUGUGAAGCCAACCUCUGUGACGACGCCAACUGCUAGCCCUCCCCUCCCUCUAAUGCCAAGAUCUCCGAAACCAGCCUUUCCUGCGAGCUGACGCGUUGAUCCGGAGCGGUUGGAAGAGACCCUAAACUACUCAUUUGUCACUUAUACAACCACCCCUCCCCCAGUGUAACACCCCUCCCUAUGUCGCCAUGGUCUGUCUCAACCCUGAGGCUGCAGAUGACAAAGACUGAAAAGAGGGGACAGUACAGAGCCCUUGUGUUAGUGGGGGUAAUUUAUUUAUUUAUGGAGGCCCUUUUACAGCCACUUGUGAGCGGACAUCAUUACAGAAGCACAGUGGGUUUCUCCUGUCCCACUGCAAUCACAAGACUUUCCCCGCUCUGUGUCCAAUCGGAGGACGACUACAGAGCAGGUGGGUGAGUUGAGAGCUGGAGGACCACAAAGUAGGAGGAGCAGGGCUUUCCCUCGCAGGUGCCUGCCAACACGUGGAUUUCAUUCCCAAGACUCUUAAUUUCCUCAGAUAAUGAAGUUGUAGCAAGGCUACUUGUGGACUGGGAGGCAGCCAAGGCAAGAUGCCAACUCUGCUGCUGGAAUGUUUGCCUUGAAGACACUCGUAAGACUCUCUCUGACUCACAACAGGGAAGCUUCAAUGAUAUGAUGAGACAUUUGGGAACCUUUUCCCCCUCAUAAAGCCAGGUCGACAUAUUCAAUCAAGAUUUUUUUAUUGACUCUUGUUUAUUUUGAUUGCGCAUGAAUCUGGGAGGAACAACCAAUCAUUCUACUGCUACUUUUCAGACGUGCAAAAAUUUCUCGAAUGUCUCAUUUUUUGCUUCUGAAGUGCCUUUUCUUCUGUGUAAACAGUGUUAAUUCUUGAGUCAGCCAUAAUUUGAUUAUUUCACAUCUGAUCUUGAAGAUUGUAUUUUCCCUGUACUAUAACAUUAGCCUUAUAAUACUUACAAUAUGCAAGAGUUUCCAGCUUUAAUACAUGAUAUAAGAAGUUGAGGGUAUUAACGGUUUUAGGAUUACUCUCAUUUACCUCUCUUGAGCUCAUACAAAUUGGGAUAAUUUUGUGCCUUUUGCAAGUGGUCCUUAGAAAUAUGAUAUUAUAUGCCUUGACAACACUUUCUGUCACAUUAAAAGUGAUGUUUGGGAAGUGACAAAUGUUUUCAGUCCUCAUGGACUGCUGCUUAGGGACCUAGAGAACAUUUACCUGCUUCAGAUGAAGGAUGUUUCCUAUGUUUUGAGCCUCUCGUUUAAAUCUCCUCUGUUUUUAGAGAUGAUUUGCUCCUAACAGAUGUUAAAGCUUACAUUGGCACAAAGGGAGCAGUACUUCUUUACACUACUUAAUUUGGCUUACCAUUGUAUGAGACACUAUUUUAUAUUAAAGUGGAUUCAAAUCAAGGAAUUUACUUUUUGGAAGAAAUGAUCCAUGAUAUUGUCUAUUGACUAAAAGAUGAAACUUCAUGUUUAAUAAAUAAGAUGAAUUAUGUAA